UCCGGUGCCGGGCUCCAGCUUCCUUUUCCGGCGGCGACAUGGCGAAGGCGCGCGUGGUGCCGAGCGAUUUGUUCCCGCUGGUCUUCGCCUUCCUGCAAGAAAACCAUUUCGAGGGGGCAGCGCGGGCUUUCGGGAAAGCGGCCGGCGUGACAAAACAAGACCCCAAUGCUGCUUCUCUCCUAGAUGUCUUCAACUACUGGCUGAAGUCACCUGAAGCCAAAAAAAGACAAGCUGUUCCCAAUGGUCCUCCAGCGAAGAAGGCAAAGAAAGAAUCUUCAUCCAGUUCUGACAGCUCCAGUGAAGAUGAGAAGCCCCCAGCUAAAAAACAAGCAGCCAAGCCUGCUGCUGUAGCCAAAGUGCCAGCAAAGAAAGCUCCUGAGAGCAGCAGUGAUGAUUCUAGCGACUCUUCCGAUUCAGAGCAAGAGAAGAAGUCGCCAGCAAAGAAGGGAACAGGUCUCCCAGUUAAGAAAGCUAUCGUGAAAACAAAAGCGCAGAAGAAACCCAGCAGUUCUAGUUCAGAUUCAAGUAGCUCGGAAGAUGAAACUCCAAAGAAGCAGCAGCCAAAGCCAGAGGGAGGCAAAAAGGGAGCAAAGACAGCUUCUAAACCAGCAGCAAAAGUCACCAAGGUGGCGCCCAAAAUUACCAAUGGCAAAGCGGAAAGUAGCAGUGACAGCAGCAGCAGCAGUGAGGAUUCUGAUUCAGAAAAGGGUCCACCUGCGAAGAGUGAGCCAAAGAAAACUCCGCAGUCCAAACCUGAAGCCGCUCGUCUGCCCACAAAGAAGCAAAGCAGCAGCAGCAGUAGUGAUGAUUCUUCUGACAGUUCAGCAAGUGGGAAGCAAGUGUCAAAGCCGAAGGCAGGCCAGUACAGCGCUGUGCCGCCUCCUUCGUCCAUAGAGUCAAGGAAGGGCAAAGCACAAUCUCUAUCUGUAAAGACUUCUAAGAAAAAGGUGGAAAACCAUGAUGAAAAGGAGCAGGCGCCUAAGAAGAAAACAGCACCUAAAGGACCUGCGGCUAAGCCAUCACCUACCCCCAAAUCUGCUGCUGUUUCCACCCAAAAAGAAGAGACUAGUUCAGACAGUGACUCAGAUAGUAGCUCUGAAGAAGACAAGAAGCUUCCUGCCAAAUCGCCUGCAACAAAGGUUUCGGCUAAACCCGCUCCGUCAAAGGCAGCGACCAGCUCUUCUGAUAGCUCAGAUUCUGACAGCUCUGAGGAUGAAACUCCUGCAGUUAAACCAGCUAAAAAGGCGGCAAAGAAGAUUCCUGUGAUGGUUGGAAAGAAGGCGGAUGCUGUCUCUGGGGAUAAGAGAGUUGCUCCCCCAAAAACUGGCGCAAAGAGUCCCAAGUCAGGAUCCAAACCUAGCCUCUCUGCCUCCCAAGCAAGCAGUUCUUCAGAUUCCAGCAGCAGCGACUCAAGUAGUGAAGAGGAGCAGAGCAAGCCUGCCCAGAAGUCGGCUAAGAAGUCGCAGGCCAAGCCCGUUCAGAAGUCGGCUAGCAAAUCUGCCAGCAGCAAGAGCACAGUGGCUUCGAAGCAGGCAGAGUCCGACAGCAGCAGCUCUUCCGACAGCUCCAGCGACGACGAGUCCAAAGCGGCAGAGGAGGGGCUAAAGAAUAAAGUGAAGAAAAACAGCAAGCCGUCGAAGAAAAAGGCAUCGAAAGCGUCGUCUGCGCCUGCAGGCAAAACACCGUCUUCCAAGAAUCUUGCAUCUGAAGCAGCUAGCGAUGGGGAGAGCAGCAGUUCUGAUGAUGAAGAUGACAAUGGGGCUGUAAAUGGAGGCCAAUCCAAGAAGAAACGAAAAAGGGAGGACAGCCAGGGGCAAGAGACACCAGAUGCCGGGAAGAACAAGAAACCCAAAACGCCACAUACGUUCCCCAAGAUGAAGCGGCAGUCCAGUCCUUUCCGCAGAGUAAAAGCAGAAGAGAUUGAGGUGGAUGCACGAGUAGCAAACAAUUCAUUUGAUGCCAAGAAAGGAGCUGCAGGUGACUGGGGCGAAAAGGCCAACGAAGUCCUGAAAUUUACGAAAGGGAAAUCCUUCCGACACGAGAAGACAAAGAAGAAGAGGGGAAGUUACUGCGGCGGCGCAAUCUCCACGCAGAUAAACUCCAUCAAAUUUGAAAGCGACUAAACUUUAGUUGCCUCUGCAGAACCCAAGGCCUGAGCAUGUGAAAAAAAUGCAGAGUGUAGUGGGAUAUCUGUUCCUCAAAGCAUCAACUCCUGUAUUGGUAACAUGGGAAGAUGGUUGCUCUUUUACGUAAUGACAAAACGUAGCCGUGUCUGUGACUGUCUCUUGAGGA
Molecule: messenger RNA, 2292 nt
Organism: Lacerta agilis (Sand lizard)
Lineage: Eukaryota; Metazoa; Chordata; Lepidosauria; Squamata; Lacertidae
Gene: NOLC1
Product: nucleolar and coiled-body phosphoprotein 1
Exons: 14
Coding region: 39-2123 (694 amino acids)
Cellular component (GO): nucleolus; nucleoplasm
Molecular function (GO): protein binding
Source: RefSeq, a predicted model, not a curated record